AUGGAACAAAAUGAUGUCCAAAGUAAUGUCUUGAAAAAAAAAAAAAACGAAAGAAAUAUUUUAAAUAAUGAUAAAGAUAUAAAUUCUGAAAGCGAAAAGUAUAUGAAAAAAGAAAGAAGAAAAAAUAGUGAAAAUGGAUUUGUUAAUUUAAGAGAAUGGACAGUUAAAGUACAGAAUAGAUAUGAAAAAAAAUUAAAAAAAAAAGAAAGUGUAAAUAAUAUAAAAAAUGAUAAAUCAACAGAAAAUGAUACUCCUCGUCUUGAUACAAAUACGAAUUUACAAAAUGAUGAAGAUAAUUAUAUAUCAUCAGAUUCUUCAUCUUUUAAAUCACGUUCGAGUUUAGGAAGAAAAAUAUCUUUCUCAUCAGAUGAAUCUUAUUUUGAUUCAGACAUUGAUAUGAGAAUAAAAAAAUUAUUGAAUAUAGAGGAUCAUGAUCAUUUUAAGAAAAAGAAGAAGAAAAAGAAAGAAGAAGAAGAAGAGGAAAAAAUAAUAAAAGACGAAGAAGAAAAAAUAAAAGAAGAAGAUAAUGAGCAGAAUCAUACAAAUGAUAAUGUAGAAAAAAUAGACAUUCAAUGUAUUACAAGUGAGGAACAACAUAUAAAUAAUAAAUCUCAUGAGGAAGAAAAACAAAAUGAAAAUAAUAUCGAUGAUAAAAUAAAUAAUGUAAAAAAUGUGGACUCUAUUAUUGAAAAUAAGACAUCUGAACAAGUAGACGCUUCAAAAAAAAAUGAACAAGAUUGUUCUACUCCAAAAAAUGAAACUGUGAAUGAAUUUUUAACAGAACAGGUUCAACAUAAUAAUAAUAUUAAUAAUAAGGAUGAUAAAAAUGAUGAUAAUAAUGAUGAUAAAAAUGAUGAUAAUAAUGAUGAUAAAAAUGAUGAUAAUAAUGAUGCUAAAAAUGAUUCUCAAAAUGAUUCUCAAAUUGAUUCUCAAAAUGAUGGUCAAAAUGAUACUCAAAAUGAUACUCAGAAUGAUGAUGAUAAUAAUAAUUAUAAAAAUAUUAACAACGAAAAAGAAACAUGUGAAAAUAAAAUAGAAGAUGAGAAUAUUAUAAAUAGCAAAAUCAUCAAAGAUAAUGAUAUACUUGAUAAAUAUAGUCCAAAUAAAAAGAAAAAUAAUAAUUCUAGCCAUCCUGAUAACAAAAAGACGAGUAAAAGUAAUUCUUUUGUUAAUCCUACACAUAAAAAGGAAAAAAUUAAUAAUAGCAACACCCCAGUUGUAUCAAAUAAUAUUUCACAUGAAAAAGAAGAUGAAAAAAAAAAAAAAAGUGAUCAUCGAGAUUUAAAUGAAAGUGAAAAAAAAAAUAUCAAAUUGGAUUAUCCUAAAGAUUUUGAAAGUAACUAUAAACACGACAAACAUUUAAAUAAUGGGGAUGAAGAAAAAAAUACUCAUAGUUCUCAUAGCCAAAAUAACAAGGAGAAAAAAAUUCAUUCCAAUGAUUCCGAAGCUUUAAGAAGAAGUAGCAUAAAAAGAAGUACAGCCGAUUAUGAGAAAAAGAACUUAAAAAGUGAGGUGUAUUAUGGAAAAGAAUAUUCAAAUAGUUAUAGUAAAGAAGAUGUAAUUAAAGAAGGUAAAGAUAAAAAACAUUCUAAUGAUAUUAAUGAACAUAAUCACAUAGAAGGUACUGUAAGUCAUAGCAACAGAUUAAGAGAAUCGAUCAAAUUUGAAGACAAGAAAAAAAACAACAACAAUAAUAAUAAUUAUUCCAAUUAUAAUAAUACAUAUGGUGCGUUUAAAAAAUAUACACAUAAUAAUGAUAAUAAUCAUCAUGUAGAUAGAGAUAAAAAUAGAGAAAGAGAAAGGGAACCCAACAAAUAUGAACGAAAAGAUAAACAACAAGCAGAAAUGGAAAGAGAAAGAGAAAGAGAAAGAAAUAAAAAUAAAGAAAGAGAAAAACAAAUAGAAAGAGAUAAAGAAAAACAAAUGGAAAGGGACAGAGAAAAGCAAAUGGAAAAAGAUAGAGAAAAACAUAUUGACAGGGACAGAGAAAAAGAAUGGGAUAGAGAUAGGGAAAGGAAUAGAGAAAGACAUAUGGAAAAAAAUAGGGAAAGAGAAAGAGAAAGGGAAAUGGACAGAGAACGAGACAUGGAUAGAAAUAGAGAAAAGGAAAGGAAUAUGGAUAGAGAAAGAGAAAUGGAAAGAAAUAAAGAAAGAGAAAGAGAAAUGGAAAGAAAUAAAGAAAGAGAAAUGGAAAGAAAUAAAGAAAGAGAAAGAGAUAUGGAUAGAGAAAGAGAAAUGAAUAGGAAUAGAGAAAGAGAAAGAGAAAUGGACAAAAAUAGAGAAAGAGAAAGAGAAAUGGACAGAAAUAGAGAAAGAGAAAGAGAAAUGGACAGAAAUAGAGAAAGAGAAAGAGAAAUGGACAGAAAUAGAGAAAGGGAAAGAGAUAUGGAUAGAGAACGAGAAAGAAAUAUGGAAAGAGAAAGAGAAAGGAAUAUGGAAAGAGAUAGAGAAAUGAAUAGGAAUAGAGAAAGUUUGAGAGAAAUGGAUAGACAUAGAGAUAUAGAAAGAUAUAGAGAAAGAAAUAUAGAAAGGGAUCGAGACCGAGAUAGAGAUAGAGAUAGAUAUAUGGAUAGAGAAAGGGAUAUAGAAAGAGAUAGAAAUAGAGAAAGAGAUAUAGAUAGAGAAAGAGAUAUAGAAAGAGAUAGAAAUAGAGAAAGAGAAAGAGAUAUAGAUAGAGAAAGAUAUAGAGAAAGAGAUAUAGAUAGAGAUAGAGAUGUAGAUAGAGAAAGAUAUAGAGAAAGAGAUAUAGAUAGAGAUCAUGAUUUAAAUUCAUCAUUUAAAAGUAUAAAAAAUUUCAACUCUUUUGAUAUAUCAAAAAAAAGAUGUAAUGGAAUUGAUUCUAAUGUAAAUAAGAAACGAUCUUAUAUUAAUGAAAAUAAUAAUAAUUAUUCUGUAAAAAAAAUACAUGAUGAAAAUACACAUUAUGAACACACAGAUAAAGAUAGAUAUGUAUAUAAUUCAAAUGAUAUACAUGGUAGGAAACAUUCAAGUAUUAAAAACAAAUUAAAUGAUACAGAUAAUUGGGAAAAAAAAAUGUCAAGGCUAAAAGAAAAAUUAAUAAAAAAAAAUAUAGGAAAAUAA
Plasmodium adleri (nom. inval.) is the source of this 3081-nucleotide messenger RNA. Its product is annotated as conserved Plasmodium protein, unknown function. The transcript has 2 exons. NCBI's taxonomy places the organism in Eukaryota, Apicomplexa, Aconoidasida, Haemosporida, Plasmodiidae. Bases 1 to 3081 code for a protein of 1026 amino acids. The record is from RefSeq and is a predicted model, not a curated record.